GCGGUGGUCCGGCUGGCUACAAUCUCCUGAUGCUUUUCGUUCCCCGGCUUCCUCCCCUUCCAUCCGUCAUCUCCAGUCGCCGGGAUGUCUGUCGCGACAACGAAGAAAGAGUCCGAACUCUCUGGCCAGAUCGAUGACUUUAUGGCGCUACUAAAGCGGGGUGGAAAGCGGCCGCGCUCGGAGGAUGCUGCCCGACAGACUGUGGGGCUGCUGCGGAGGAUCGUGGCGAACGGGCGCUGGGAUAAUGCGGGAGAAUUGAUGGAUCUAAUUCGCAAGGAGGGUCAGAGAAUGACUGCUGCCCAGCCAUCUGAGACCACUGUGGGUAAUAUGGUGAGACGAGUGCUGAAGAUAAUUCGUGAGGAGUAUGGCAGGCUCCGAGGGCGAAGUGAGGAGAGUGACCAGCAGGAGUCACUACAUAAGCUUCUGACCUCUGAAAGUCUCAACGAGGAUUUUAACACCUACUAUCCCCCACUUAGGGCCAACAUCAUUGAAGCUAUUAGUGAGCUGUUGAUUGAACUAGAGGGCACCACUGACAACAUUGCUAUGCAGGCCCUGGAGCACAUCCACUCCAAUGAGGUGAUCAUGACCAUUGGCUAUUCACGCACUGUUGAGGCCUUCCUGAAGGAGGCAGCACGCAAGAGGAAAUUCCAUGUAAUUGUAGCUGAAUGUGCACCCUUUUGUCAGGGUCAUGAAAUGGCUGUUUGUUUGUCUAAAGAGAACAUAGAAACGACUGUCAUGAGUGAUGCAGCCAUCUUUGCUGUCAUGUCUCGGGUUAACAAGGUAAUAAUUGGAACAAAAACUAUCUUGGCCAAUGGUGCAUUGAUAGCUGUCAGUGGCACUCAUACCUUGGCAUUAGCAGCCAAACACCACUCCACCCCUCUCAUUGUCUGUGCACCCAUGUUCAAGCUCACACCACAGUUCCUUAAUGAAGAUGACUCAUUCCAUAAAUUUGUCUCUCCACAGGAAGUGUUGCCUUUCACAGAAGGAGAAAUUCUGUCUAAGGUCAAUGUUUAUUGUCCAGUCUUUGACUAUGUUCCUCCAGAACUUAUCACACUCUUCAUUUCAAACAUUGGUGGCAAUGCUCCUUCCUACAUCUAUCGUCUCAUGAGUGAACUCUAUCACCCAGAUGAUCGUGAACUUUGAGCUAUAGCCAUAAUUUAUAUCACAGAAUAAAUGUAUACUUUUAUCUGAAGAAAAAGCAGCUAAACAAAAUGUCAAACUGCAGAAAAUGGAAUUACUGUCUUAAAAAUAUAUUUUAUUUGACCUAUGCUUUCUCUGUUGGAAACAGUACUCCUCUAGUCUAGGUGUGUUUUGUCAACUUUAUUGAAAGACAAUGGUUUUCUGAGAAUGUUUUAGGAUCAUAUAAAGGCCAGAAUUCAGGGAAUUUGCUCACAGCUGCUAAGCUACCUUCAAUCUAUAAUAAUAAAUGUGCCUUGUAAUUGCCCAAGCUCCUUGCUCCUUCUACUUUGCUUCUUGAAAUGGGAGGUAGAGCAGAAAAGAUUAGCUAUCCAGGCUCAACAUUAGCCAUAAAAUACAAUUGAAAAUA
This is a messenger RNA of Rhineura floridana, 1546 nucleotides long. It is a transcript of the gene EIF2B2, whose product is annotated as eukaryotic translation initiation factor 2B subunit beta. Bases 85 to 1143 code for a protein of 352 amino acids. The transcript is spliced from 8 exons. The record is from RefSeq and is a predicted model, not a curated record. Gene Ontology annotation, molecular function: guanyl-nucleotide exchange factor activity; translation initiation factor activity. Gene Ontology annotation, cellular component: eukaryotic translation initiation factor 2B complex. Lineage: Eukaryota; Metazoa; Chordata; Lepidosauria; Squamata; Rhineuridae. Gene Ontology annotation, biological process: translational initiation.